Cercospora beticola is the source of this 1617-nucleotide messenger RNA. RefSeq names its product ribosomal L1 domain-containing protein. Lineage: Eukaryota; Fungi; Ascomycota; Dothideomycetes; Mycosphaerellales; Mycosphaerellaceae. Gene Ontology annotation, biological process: maturation of LSU-rRNA. Gene Ontology annotation, cellular component: 90S preribosome; cytosolic large ribosomal subunit. Gene Ontology annotation, molecular function: RNA binding. The record is from RefSeq and is a predicted model, not a curated record.
GUAUCUGCGCCUCUCUUGUACGCUCGAAAAGUCCAACAUCUACAACAAACAUGGCGCCUUCUAAAGUUCUCACGAAGAAGACGAAGACCGAGGUCGCAGUCCCCACGAGCAGCUCCCCUUACCAACUUGACCCAUCGCAAACCCUCAAAGCCACCACCGCACUGCUCAAAAAGAUCAACGCCGAUGUCUCCACCAAAUCCUCGUCGCGCGAGAAAGCAAAUCUUCUCGCUGACGCCGACGAUGGCGAGGAAGUCGAGGAAGACAGCCCGGUUUGGCUGAUUCUGACAACAAAAAAGCACAUCGUCGACAAGAAGCGUCUCAAACCUGGCAAAAUCGUUCUUCCGAAUCCGCUGCGCAGUGUCGAUGAGGAAGGAUUGAGAAUUUGCCUGAUUACUGCAGAUCCACAGAGGAAGUACAAGGACCUCGUGGCCGAGUCUUCGUUUCCACUUGAUGUGGGGAAGAGGAUCGCGCGUGUCAUUGGCAUGGAGAAGCUGAAGACCAAGUACAAGAGCUACGAGUCGAAGAGGCAGCUUUUCUCGGAAUAUGAUAUCUUCCUGGCCGACGAUCGCAUCAUCACAUAUUUGCCGAAUACCCUGGGCAAGGUUUUCUACAAGGGCGGUUCAAAGAGACCGAUUCCAAUUACGCUGGAGGGCAAGAGGCAGAAUGUUCUUGAAAAUGGCGAGAAGAGGAAGAAGCUCGCUGAAGGAGGUAGCAAAGUGGAAAAGAAGGACAUCAGACCUGAGGAUGUGGCCCACGAGAUCACAAAGGCAUUGGGAGCUGCGCUUGUACACCUCGCACCUUCGACCACGACUGCGAUCAAGGUUGGCAAGGCGAGCAUGACAGCUGAACAAGUGCAAGCGAACGUGGAAGCUGUGGUCGCUGGAAUGGUGGAGAAGUAUGUCCCACAGCAAUGGCGCAACGUGCGAGCUGUGCAUGUCAAGGGACCAGAGACUGCUGCCCUACCUAUCUGGCUCACAGAAGAGCUUUGGGCCGACGAGCACGAUGUACUUGACGAGGCACCCUCUAAGGAGAACCCAGGCAAGAAGCGCAAGCGCAGUGCGCUGACUGACGCGAACGGCAACGAGUACGUGGAGAUUCCUGGUCCAGAUGGAAAGAUGCGCAAAGUGGAAAAGAAGAAGCGUAAGAGUGAUGUCGCUGAGGUGGAAGAGGAGCCUGCUCUGCCAAAGAAGAGAAAGAGCGAGAGCAAGGAGGAGGUUGAGGCCAAAGAGCAGGAGAAGGCCGAGAAGGCGGCGAGAAAGGAGGCAUUGAAGAAGCAAAAAGAUGCUGCCGCUGGCAAGGUCAAGGCGAGCGUGAAUGGCGAGUCGAAGAAGGCGAAGAAGGGCAAGUCUUCUGCCUAGAACCGGACUGUGUGGCGUUCGAACAGGGACUGGGGCGUCGACGGCGUCCUGCAUGAUAAUGGGUUUGUACAGCAGCUCGCCUGCCUUUGAGCAGUCGAAAAACAUGGUCCGCAAGACCACUCAAGCUUGGCUUGGUUUUGGGCGUCGCAAUUCGCGUGCCUCAAUGUUCGUUCACCUCUUCCCCCCGCGCUAUCGUGAUCUGUUUGUGUGUGAAUGAUCCCGACAUCUGAUAAUGCUUCACUUGUAGCGUGCAUACAAG